Molecule: messenger RNA, 2521 nt
Organism: Nelumbo nucifera (sacred lotus)
Lineage: Eukaryota; Viridiplantae; Streptophyta; Magnoliopsida; Proteales; Nelumbonaceae
Gene: LIP2
Product: lipoyltransferase 2
Biological process (GO): protein lipoylation
Molecular function (GO): lipoyl(octanoyl) transferase activity
Source: RefSeq, a predicted model, not a curated record
AGGCUGGAAUUCAGAAUUCUGCGUCGUGUGUAUCUGUACUUCUCCGAUUUUUUUUGAGGGUUUCCUCUGAUUUCCGCUGCGAAACCUGUUCGACUGCCUAUCUCUUUCAUAUAUCAAAGGUUCUUCUUCUUCGUGAAUAGUUAGAAAACUCGACUUGCGCCAGGCGAUUCCUUCAAAAAGCUAUUCGAAGGUUUCAUUAUUCUCCACCGAAGCAGUUGUUAGAAUCUUUUUCUCCCAUCUCCGAACAAACGGUGGCUCCGGCAACUCCGAGCGAACAGAACCCAGUUCGAGGGUUUUUCUCCCACCUCCAGUCCAACCGUUGGUUUCUAACGACGGCGGCUUCACUCCUACGUUACCGCAACCUCGAAAGCAUCACUGGGCGACUGUGAAUCCCCUGUUAAACUGAGUUUGAAGCUCCUUCUCCGGCCGGUUCGAGCGUUAUAAACAUCUUCGAUCGCUUGAGAAAAUCACUGCUAAUAGUUUGAUCGACACCAAAGAAACCAAGUUGCAGAUUCUUUAUUUUUGCGCAUCAGCCGUAGAGAGAUUUGACUCUUCGGUGCCAUUAGAGAUUCGACAAAAAAAUACAUUAUUUUUUGGCCUUCUUCAUCAAUUGGGUUGCUGGUUCGAGAGUUACACGUCAAAAUUUGUUUUUCCUGGACCGAGUGAACCCUAAAUAAAUUUAGGGCUUUUGACACCUCCACAAAAUAGGAUUAACCACAUAAGGCCGAUUCGAUCAGAAAACCGAACCCAAGCAUCUCAAAUCGGCACUUAGAAGUAUCAUUGCCGAAAGCGCAAACUGCUGCUGAAUCAAAAGGAGCAGUGGGAGCAUCGGAAAUUCAGAACUUGCUGAUAAUGCUGAAAGGCCAAACCGAAUAACACCAGUGACCGGGAGUUCAUCAGAAAAUUUAUUAUCUGAACAUCAGUCUCGUAAAUACAGCUAAGUGCUCUAUUCAUUAUUUAUUUCACUUAGCAAUAUUCUUGAUAUUCUGAAUCAUGUCUGCUACGGUUGACUAUUUCUUGUUUUAUUCAGUCCAUCAAUGCUUGAACAAGGAUCACAAAAUUCUUUAAAGACUUCAUAAAAUGAGGUUUUGCCCUGCUUUGUUUUGCUGUACAGUCCAGUAGCGGCAUCUGUGUAAGGUUCGAGUUUGUUUWACUGUGCCAAGUUCAGAGAGCACAGUAUGGAUUUUCUGAAAGAACAGUUAAAGUGCAUGUUUUGAAAAUUGAAAGAACAGUCAAGCACAUUUUUAUCCUUUCAUUUCCCCCCCAUCAAUCUUAACUGUUAAAUAUUUUAACAAGGUAUUUAAGUAGUUUUAGAAACCACAGGAGGAUAUGUUUAAGUAGUUUAAUGAAACCACAGGGUAUAUCAAAGUAAUAUGUCCUUAUUUUUAUUAGCCAUUUCCUUGUAUGUUUAUUUAUUUUAUAAUUAGUAUGAAAUAAAAUUUUGCAUGGUUGGGGUUUCUUUGCUGAGGUUUAAGUUAUUCAUCACAUGUGAACGUAGUGACUAGGAGUUAACUCUUGCAGAUAUAAAAGAAAUAAAUGAUGAUGACUAGAGGAGGUGGAGAUAUGGAGGUUCUCAUAGAUAGGGAUUUAGAACCAGAACUAGCUGAAAUUAUGGAAGCCAUGACAAUUGGCUGCAAAUUUCAAGGAAAUAUAGGGAAUGAGAGUUAGGCGGAGCCUUGAGGUCUGGAAGAUGGGCAUAGUGAACUACUUGGAUGCACUGAAGCUUCAGGAAAAGCUAAUCUCUGAUAGGAAAGUUGGUAAAAUUCCAAACACACUUUUGUCCCUACAACAUCCCCCUACUUACACACUUGGGAAACGACGAACCUAUCACAAUUUACUAGUCCCUGAAUCUGACCUUCAAAGAAUGGGAGCUGAGCUGCAUUAUACACAAAGAGGUGGAGACAUAACUUUUCAUGGGCCACAUCAAGCCAUAUUAUAUCCCAUUAUCUCUCUUCGAGAAAUUGGACUGGGUGCUAGGAAAUAUGUAGAAAACCUUGAAUUGACAAUGAUUGAAUUGGCUUCUCUAUAUGGCGUGCAAGCACAUCCCGGAGGAACAGGUGAAACAGGUGUUUGGGUCGGAGACCGGAAGAUUGGUGCAAUUGGGGUUCGAAUCUCAUCAGGGAUCACAUCCCAUGGGUUAGCUUUUAAUAUCGAUCCUGAUCUGGACUAUUUUAAGCACAUUGUACCUUGUGGUAUUGCUGAAAAAGGAGUUACAUCUCUGAAGAGAGAGACGACCAUGGAACUUCCUGCUGAAGAGGUGAUUCAUGAGCAACUGAUUUCUUGUUUUGCAAGGAUAUUUGCCUUUACCAAUCUUGUAUGCAAGGAAAAUGUAUCAGUAUUAACAACAACUCAUGACAGCAGCCAACAGUUCUCAUGAUUGUGUGGUAGUGGUAACAGGUGACAGUAUAUUUGACACUGCUUCAUUUUUCUUUUUUUUUUCCCUCUUUUUGUGAUUCAAUCAAAUGUUAUUUGAUUGUUGAUCAAACAAAAAUAAGAAAUGGUUCAAGGGCUUAUAAUUUAA